CUCGAUAUCAGCCAGUAAGCGUGUGAGGAGAAAGAAGGAGCAGAUUAGUCAGACAAAGAUGCCCUGGCUUUGACUGCUACUGCAGAGACAGUGGAUGUACCUGAAAAAGGCUCAAUACAGAGGUUGGAAACUGAAAUAAAUAUAGAAAGAAAGACAGGAUAUAAGAGGACUAGAGAUCCUGCGACCUGCUUGGCAUGAAAGGUGUCCCUAGCUGGUUGGCACUGUGUACAGGAGCCAGUGUGUGUGUGAGUGUAUUCAGAUGAACAGGAAAUUUCAUUGUGGAAUGUGGCUUAGCUAACCUCAGGGGACCUACGGAAACAUACCUCACCAUGCUGGGAAAGGACUACAUGCUCGCCAUCAUAAUACUCAACUAUGAAGAUGAUAUCUGGAACGAUCAGAGUCUAAUGUUGGAUUCAGACUUGCCUCCGGGAUGGCGCACCAUACGGGACAGCACCGGCACCUACUACUGGCACGUGCCCUCAGGCAACACACAGUGGCAGCAUCCCUCAUAUAGCACAGAUGACGAACAGAACGUCAGCAGUGGCCUCACAGCCAACCAGCUCAAGAGCACUGGAGCAGAAGAAAGACAUGAGUCCAGAAACAGAAUAACAGAAAGCCCAUUGCAUUCGCUUAGUGAGGGAGUGUCUUGGCAGGAAGACAGCUUUUGUUCUAACAUGGACCCAGACUCCAAGUAUUUUGCAGUACGCUCUCUGGGCUGGGUGGAGAUACCAGAGGAGGAGCUGGCUCCAGGAAAGAGCAGUCUGGCAGUCAAUAAUUGCAUUCAGCAGCUCUCUCACAGCAAAGCAGAAGGUCGUGAUGCUGUGGGGGCCUGGGGAGAGGGCCAGGACAUGAUGAUGGUCCUCAAAAAAGACACACUAAGCCUCCUUGACCCUGUAGAUCGCAGUCUCAUUCACUGCCAACCAAUCAUCAAUAUUCGAGUCUGGGGGGUCGGCUGCAAUAAUGGAAGGGACUUUGCCUUCGUGGCCAGCGAUAAAGACACAUGUAUGCUGAAGUGCCACGUGUUCCGAUGCAGCGCACCAGCUAAGACCAUAGCCUCGGCCCUGCACCAGAUGUGCUCCAAGAUCAUGGCAGAAAAAGCAAGAAUGCCUCGAUCUGUGGUGCGCUCACUAACAAUGGAAAGUAUCUCCCCUGAGGACCUGCCUCACCAAGUCAACUUCUUGGAUGCAGUGAGGCAAAGAGUUCAAAAAUUUGAGGUGGAGUACAUUGGAAAUCUGCCUGUCUCCAGAGCAAUGGGAAUGGAGGUGCUGAACAGGGCAAUAGAAAGCAUCAUGCACUCCAGAGACAGAGAUGAAUGGGAACCAGUUGUAAUCCAUGUAUCAGACACAGUGCUUUCUCUAUGGAGGGGGGAGGACGGUGAUGAUCCUUUUUGGGAAUAUCAGGUACGCUAUCUGACCUUUCUUGGCGUUGGUCACGACACACAUACCUUUGCGGUGAUUGUAGAUGCAGGCACACAGCGCUUUGAGUGUCAUGUGUUCUGGUGCGAACCUGAUGCUGGGAUCGUAUCUGAGGCAGUACAGGCUGCAUGCAUGGUCCAGUACCAGAAGUGCUUGGUCGCGCAGACUCCACCCUUAAGGUCAAAAAUGUGGCGAGCAGGCUCCAAAGUCAAACGUGCCAACUCCAUGGAUGCCUCCAGUUUUCCACCAUGCCACCAAAGACACACACCACCCAAAAUGGCUUCAUCUAGCAUAAAGAAAGGCAUGAUGGCUUUUUUUGAGACUUUUCGAAAUAAGCCUCCUGUGGUCCCUGCACCCUGACAACAGGGAUUAGGGGAGGGCAGGUGGAAGGACUGACUGGUCAGGAGGAGGGAGGUUGCACGACAUUGUAAAGUAUACAGACUAAAUAUGUUUAGUGUUUGGAUAUCUAUUUGCAAGAAUAUGUUUGUAAACCCUUUGGAAUAACCUUGGAUUUUUUUAAUUUCAUUGUCAUCAACCACUUUAUCUGUCCUGGUCAGGGUUGUGGUGGUUCUUGUUUCACCAGGAAACACUGGAAUACCCUGGACAGGGAGCAAAUCCAUUGCAGAGAUAGCCAAGUGCAGCUACAGCACUGCUGAAAAAAACCCCAGAUGCUAGGUUUUUACUUUUGGUGUAACCUUUGCAGGAUCGUCACUAAAAGAAAUGAAUCAACAUUUCUCGCAUUUCUAGACAGUUUGUCUUAGGUCUUUAAAUUUGUGCCUUAUGCACCUCAACAACAUAGGUCAUCUCAUUAAU
Messenger RNA from Trichomycterus rosablanca, 2228 nucleotides. It is a transcript of the gene apbb3, whose product is annotated as amyloid beta (A4) precursor protein-binding, family B, member 3. Gene Ontology annotation, molecular function: amyloid-beta binding; transcription factor binding. The transcript has 12 exons. NCBI's taxonomy places the organism in Eukaryota, Metazoa, Chordata, Actinopteri, Siluriformes, Trichomycteridae. Gene Ontology annotation, cellular component: cytoplasm; nucleus. Gene Ontology annotation, biological process: regulation of DNA-templated transcription. The coding region runs from base 330 to 1775 and encodes 481 amino acids. The record is from RefSeq and is a predicted model, not a curated record.